UGACGUCAUAUCAGAGUAGGAUAAAAGAAAUGUCGCUUUGCGUCUAUCGUCGUCGUCACAUUGAUAUUUUCGGUCCAAUUGAAUAAUCCUUCGGGGUUCCGAAAGCCAAUGAAAAGAUGCCAAAUCCUGUGGUUUUCUUUGACAUCACCAUUGCUGACGUCAGCGCGGGCAAAAUCACAAUGGAGCUUUUUGCAGACGUAGUUCCAAAAACUGCAGAGAACUUCAGGGCACUAUGCACCGGUGAGAAAGGUUUUGGCUUCAAGAAUUCCAUCUUCCACCGCAUCAUUCCCCAAUUCAUGUGCCAGGGCGGCGACUUCACCAACCACAACGGGACCGGAGGGAAGUCCAUCUACGGCAAGUCCUUUCCUGACGAGAACUUCAAUCUGAAGCAUGCCGGCUUUGGGACGCUUUCCAUGGCCAACGCCGGCGCCGACACCAACGGCUCGCAGUUCUUCCUCUGCACGGAGAAAACUACCUGGCUGGACGGCAAGCACGUGGUGUUCGGGAAGCUUCUGGAAGGCACCGACGUGCUGAAGGCCAUGGAAAGUCAAGGCACCAAAAACGGGACCCCGAAAGCCAAGGUUGCCAUCGCAGACUGCGGCCAGCUCAAGUAGCUCCAGAGCGCCCCCUAAAGCUCACUCUCGUCCUUCCAAGAAAUUUCUUGAAGCCUCACCUCACGAUAUAGGUACAUGGGCAUUAAAAAGAAAAAAGAAAAAUCUCACCAUACGUACAUGGGCUGAAAGUACUAAAAAAGCUGCACCACUCACUGGUCAUUUUUCAACCUCCAAAAACUUUUUUUUUUCUUUUUUUUACUCCACUCCCUAUUUUGACACCGUUCCAAUUUCUACAUACUCCACACAUCCACGACAUUAUUUUUCUCACUUCACUAUGUUUUCAUCUUUUCCCCGCCACCAUUAAACAUGAAUAUUUUCCCCAGAA
Syngnathus typhle (broad-nosed pipefish) is the source of this 939-nucleotide messenger RNA. It is a transcript of the gene ppiab, whose product is annotated as peptidylprolyl isomerase Ab (cyclophilin A). Gene Ontology annotation, biological process: protein folding; protein peptidyl-prolyl isomerization. The transcript is spliced from 5 exons. The record is from RefSeq and is a predicted model, not a curated record. The coding region runs from base 117 to 614 and encodes 165 amino acids. Gene Ontology annotation, cellular component: intracellular membrane-bounded organelle. Gene Ontology annotation, molecular function: peptidyl-prolyl cis-trans isomerase activity. Lineage: Eukaryota; Metazoa; Chordata; Actinopteri; Syngnathiformes; Syngnathidae.